AUGAAGAAGGACGCGGACUUAAUCACUAAGAACUGCACGUGGUGUUCCUUGUACGCGGCCAAGCCGGAGUGUCUGAUAGUGGUCACCAGCGAUCAAGGAACGGAUUGGCGGCAGGUCUAUAUUGAUUAUCUCCGAGAGGGAUCCCUACCUAUUGAGCGGACUGAGUCGGCAACGGUGGUCCGCGGGGCGCGACGGGUAUUUUUGGCCAACCAUGGAGGGCGACUCGAAGCGACAUGUGCAAAGGUGUCAGCCGUGUCAGAAGUUUGGCAACUUGGUUCAUGCCCUUUUCGUGGAACUGCACUUAAUUCGUGCCCCUUAUCCCUUUCACACGUGGGCCAUGGAUUUGGUCGCCCAAUCAGACCGACCUCGCGGAAGAAUAGUUGGAUCCUGGCAGCGACCGAGGUUUGUACCAAGUGGGUUGAGGCUACUCCAUUGAAGAGGGUCACGGGGGAAGCAAUGGCGGCAUUCAUCAAGGAAAGAGUCAUUUGCAGGUUCGGCGUACCCAAGGUGAUCCUCUCUGACAACGGAACUCCAUUCAUUAAUCACCAUGUGGGAAGCCUCCUUGAUGAAUACAUGAUUGACCACUGUACCUCCAGCACAUACUACGCGCAGGGGCAACGGACAGGCGGAGGCGACAAACAAGACUCUGAUAAGGACCCUGAGAAAUCCACCAGCGCUAGCCCCUUCAGUCUGGUAUAUGGGGCGGAGACGGUUUUGCCUGUAGAACUAAGCGUCCCUUUCGCACGGAUGAUCCUUGCAAUGGAGAAUUCCAUGGAGGGAAGAAGAGCGGACUUGGAGGCCCUGGAAGAAAGGUGGGUCGCCGCAGCCCUCGCUCACGGAAAGUAUUGGGAGUCUGUCGCCUGCUACUAUAACAAAGGCGGGGUGCUGCGAGUAUUCAAGGUUGGGGACUUGGUCUGGAAAGCGACCACGGGGGUAAUGAGAGACUUGAAGACCCCGAAGUUCACGCCCAGAUGGGAGGGGCCCUACGAAGUAGUCAAAGAUUCCAUGAGCGGAUACUACCACCUGGCCCGCAUAGAAGACGGAUUCCGCACGGGGGCCAUCAACUCGAGAUACAUCAAAAGAUUUUACCCGUAG
Messenger RNA from Rhododendron vialii, 1095 nucleotides. RefSeq lists its product as uncharacterized. Gene Ontology annotation, molecular function: nucleic acid binding. The coding region runs from base 1 to 1095 and encodes 364 amino acids. The transcript has 3 exons. Lineage: Eukaryota; Viridiplantae; Streptophyta; Magnoliopsida; Ericales; Ericaceae. Gene Ontology annotation, biological process: DNA integration. The record is from RefSeq and is a predicted model, not a curated record.